Molecule: messenger RNA, 1638 nt
Organism: Paramecium pentaurelia
Lineage: Eukaryota; Ciliophora; Oligohymenophorea; Peniculida; Parameciidae
Source: the annotation of a GenBank genome assembly
AUGCCUCGCUCAAGCAAAGUUUCUAACAGAUCAUUUUCUCAUGGAAAACAAGGUUAGUUAAAUGAACCAAUCAUUAUUACAUUAUAAAGAGAGAUUGAUAAUUACACUAGAAAAGUAGAAAUUGAAAGAAGGUUUCAUUUAAUAGAUGCAUUAUUUUAGAAAGCUUUUUAAUUUAGAAUAAUAGCACAGAUAAUUAUAAGAAGAAGUAAAAAAUAAAGUAUAAUCUGUGAAAAAAUUGAAAAUGGAUUCAAUAAAAAAGGUUUUGAAUAAAGAUUAGGCAGAAUCAAAAAGUCUAUAAUUUUAAAUUGAUUAAGUAAUUCAUAAUAAAAAAUUUAGUUUGAUAAAAAAUUAUGUAAGUCUGUAGCAAAUAUUGACAUUAUGAAAUCAAAUAUUGAUAUAAUAAGAAAAGAACGAAAUUAACUGUUAUAAGCAAUGAAAGAAAUUCAAUAGUCUCAUGAGUAAAUUCAUAGUAGAUUAAUCUCAACAUAAUCAUAGGCUUAAAGAAAGGUUCAUGAUGCUUGUAAUAAUAAUUAGAAAUAUUGUUAGAAAUUACUUAAUAAUAAAUGUUUGAUUUGAAAACAAAAAAUGAAAUUGAUAAAAGUGAAUUUUAAGAAAAAUUUGAUAGACUAAAAGCUGAAUUAAAAGAAAAAUAAGAAAAAUAAAAUGAAAAAGAUAAAAUAUCUAAAACUAAUAGACUCAAAGCUACAAAUUAUUCUACUUUUGAUACUGGAACUUUAUUAAAAAGAAGAUUAUAAAGAAUUAUUGCUAAUAAUAAAGAAAAAGUUAAAAUGAUUGAUACAUAUUAAAGAAAUAUGAGAAUUGUAGAUGAAGCAUUUAAUUAAAUAAAAGAAGCAACUGGAUUAACUGAUAUAGAAGAAAUUAAAAAUAAUUUUAUUAAAAGUGAAGAAUAGAACUAUUCAUUAUGGACAUAUGUAGAUGUACUAAACUAAGAAAUAGAUGCUUUAGAAGAUGCUAAUGAAGAAUUAAAAGAAAAGUGUGAAAUAUAAGAAAAAGAAAAUGCUGAAAGAUAGAGAAUUUUAUAAGCAACCCCAGAUGGUGAAAGAAAAAGAAAAUAAAUUUAAAGGAUUAUUGAUUAAAAGUAAAUAUAUAUUAAAUAUUAAAGAUAAAAUGAGAUUGAUCAAUUUGGUAAUAAAUUAUCUUAAAUCUAACCAAUUAUAGAGAAUAUAUUAUAAAAAAUGAUUAAGACUAAAUUUAAUCUUGAUCCAACUAGAGUUUAUACAUUUUAAGGUGGAUUUUAAUUAAAUGAAUCUAAUAUUGAUUAAUAUUUAGGUGAAAUAUUUUAAUUUUAUUAUUAGCUGAAUUGGAAGGUUAUAUAAAUAUGUUAGUAUUAUAUAAAUCAAAUAAAAAUAAAAGAGAUGGAUUAAAUUAAAAUAAAUUUAUAACUGGAUUAUUAUUAGAAGAAAUACCAACAAAAGAAUUUAAAUCAAAAUAAUAAUUAAAUUAAACAUCAGUAUUACCAUCUUAGGGAAAUGAAGAAGGUUCAGACUUUUAAAAGUUUUUAAAUUAUAAUGAAUUUCAUGAAAUGGCUUAAUUAGCCCUAAAAGAGGCUGAAGGAUAAAGUAUUAAAUUACAUUAUUUAAUGUAGAUUUUGCAUCAACAAAGAAGAAUAAAAAAUGA